Messenger RNA from Nematostella vectensis (starlet sea anemone), 4054 nucleotides. Its product is annotated as amiloride-sensitive amine oxidase [copper-containing]. The record is from RefSeq and is a predicted model, not a curated record. NCBI's taxonomy places the organism in Eukaryota, Metazoa, Cnidaria, Anthozoa, Actiniaria, Edwardsiidae. Gene Ontology annotation, cellular component: plasma membrane. Bases 808 to 3438 code for a protein of 876 amino acids. Gene Ontology annotation, molecular function: copper ion binding; quinone binding; primary methylamine oxidase activity. Gene Ontology annotation, biological process: amine metabolic process. The transcript is spliced from 5 exons.
UUGUAUUGUAUUGUAUUGUAUUGUAUUGUAUUGUAUUGUAUUGUAUUGUAUUGUAUUGUUGAGGGCUGGAUGAGAGAACAGCUAGAUCAUCUGCAAAGUCCAGGUCUUCUAACUGAGACAACAGCGUCAAUAUUAUGCCUCUUGGUUUGUCCGAUUUUGUAUUGCGCAUGAUCCAGUCAAUAGAAAGAAGAAAGAGCACAGGCGAGAUGAUGCAGCCUUGUCUCACACCAGAUUGCACAGGGAACCACUCCGAUAAAUUUCCGCUGACUAUGACGCUGCAUUCAAAAUGUUGGUAGAACAACUCUGUCAAGGUCGCCAAUUUGAGGGGAUCCCCAUAGGACCUAACGAUCUUCCAAAGAUGGACGCGAUGCAGACUAUCGAAAGCUUUCUUAAAGUCAAUGAAAUUGAUGUAAAGAGGAAAGUUCCAUUCUAAACAUUGUUCGAUGAUGUUUCUUAGAGAAAAAAUCGGGUCUAUGCAGCCUCUUCCCUUUCUGAAUCCGGCCUGUUCUUCCCUCACUCUGGAGUCAAUUGCCGGGUCUAUUCUUAGAAGAAGGAUACGAAAGUACACAUUAGAUGGUAUAGAUAGUAGUGUUAUGCCUCGCCAGUUGUCACAGGUGUUGAGGCUUCCUUUCUUGGGAAGUUUUACAAUAAGACCCCUGGCCCAGUCUUCUGGUAUUGUUUCACAUUUCAGUCAAAAUAGAGGGUUUAUUAUCAGAAUUUAGCCUAACAAACCCCCCCACCCUAGGGCUUGACAUUGAUUAUGCAAUUAUCUUUGAAUUCCUUUCUUUUGUUUUCAAUACAAUUCACAUGCUAACUCCAGAUAAAGCAAGUCACAUGCCUUGGCUCCCUACGCAGACAAAACAGAAAACGGUGAUUAUAAUUCAGCGGCUAAGAGAUAUCAUCCUUUCAUCAAUAGCCUUAGAAGAAUUGUUUGUGUUUCUCACACUAGAACGCCUUAUUUGUACUAUAUCGAUAAGGACCAUGACCUCACAAGAAACCGAAGAAGAGGUUGCACUUCACGGUCAGGGAGAUUCUACUCAUGCAAAAACGACAACAUUCACCUCUAGUUCUUCGAGACUCUGGAAAUAUUUGUCUUUGAUUCUACUUCUGCUAUGUUUGGCGUUACUUAUUGCACUCAUUGUAGUAGCAACUCGUGGGAACGACCAAAGGCCAGUACGCACAUCUGAUAAAGUUACACCACAAUGUGCUGAAGGAAUGUCACGGGAGUCCACGAGUUCGUCAGAGCGAGGGCUGUUUGAGGACCUACUAGAGGACGAACACAAAGCGGUACGAGACUACAUGCUAGGGAUUGAAAAGCUUGGACUAACACCGGUACAUGUUGCACAAUUUAAAGCCAAAGUAGACUCAAACUUUAUUGCAAUGAUACAAUUUCAGCCGCCUUCUAAAGCAGCCGCUUUAAGAUAUCUUGACAAAAAUCAAGCCAAACCGGAACGAGAAGCACUUGUGGUAAUAUUCAAAGGAGCAGCGAAGCCCCCUAUAGUUGAAGAAUAUAUCGUUGGGCCUGUAUCGAAACCGACUAGCCAUCGCCUAAGGGUGAUCCCUGGGCGAUCGUAUCCGAUUGCUUUCGACUCCCGACCUUUCUUAUCAGUAGAGAUUAGAGCCCUAAGUCAUAUUUGGAAGAAUGUGUCACGUAAGGCUUACCGUUUGUUGACAGAGAGCUUUGACGGCUACUCCUAUCACAAUUGCACGGAUCGCUGCCUUACUAUGCAGUUCUCUGCUCCCGUGGGUUACACAAACAAAACCCGUGGUGCCUGGUAUGCCUUCCACCGCGAUCACCCUCCAUUGUUCGUAUACCCACUGCCCUUCGAAAUUUAUAUUGAUCACGCAGGCUCAGAUACCUCUAAAUGGAGCGUCGGAAAAGUCUACUACAAUGGACAGCUUUUCGAUUCCCUAGACGCACUCUUGGUAGCAUAUGAUGCUGAUACUUUAAACAAAACCAAGAUCCCUGACACUGACACACUCUUUUCCUCCUACGAGCGUCGUGGUCGGCCCCAGCCUUCCAAGCCAAUGCGCGGCCCAGAGCUGUACGAGCCGGAUGGUAAGCGAUAUGAAGUACGGGGUCGUCACGUGGAAUACAUGAACUGGGCUUUUGACUUCCGCAUUGAUACCCUCAAAGGGUUCCAAAUUUAUGACAUCCGAUUCAACGGGACGCGGAUUAUUUAUGAGUUGAGCCUACAAGAAGCUAUCGCCACAUACACUGGAUUCUCGCCGGUUCAGGGAAGUAACAACUUUGUGGAUAGUAACUGGUUCACAGGAAGCAACAAUCAUGAUCUGGUUCCAGGCGUCGACUGCCCGGGUACAGCUACGUUUUUUGACGUCGUCCAUAUGGCGGACACUUCCGGUCCAUAUACUAUCAAGAAUGCAGCAUGUUUGUUUGAGUUAAACUCGGGUAUUCCGCUGAGACGACAUUACGCAAAUGACUUUUCAAGUGCGUACCGAUUCUACGGCGGAAUGACCAAUCAGGUUCUUGUCCUUCGCACCAUAGCAACUAUCGGUAACUAUGACUACGUUCACGAUGCCAUUUUUUACCAAAAUGGCGUCAUUGAGGUCAAAAUGUCAGCUUCCGGUUUCGUCUCUGGGUCGUUCUACACGCCUGAUGUGUCACCCUAUGGCUACCCAAUCCACACCAACCACCUGACCAGUACAACACACGACCACCUGCUCCACUAUAAGGUCGACUUGGAUGUAGAGGGAACUACCAACUCAUACGAGACGAUUGAGAUAGGCAUUGAGAACACUACCAACCGCUUCAUGCCUGACUACCCACCACAUUUGUUCAGGAAAGUUCUCAAACCGAGCGUCAAGAAAACGGAGCAGGAAGCCCUGUACAAGUUCAAUUUUGACACGCCCAAGUAUCUCAACUUUUUCAACGAGGAAAAGAAAAAUAAGAUGGGGGUCAAGAAGGGGUACAGGAUCCAACAUCAUGGCAUCAUGAAGCAGCUCUACCCAGAAGACUUUGGCAUGAUUCCGAUGAUUAGUUGGUCUCUUUAUCAGCUUGCUGUCACCAGACAAAAGGAUAGUGAACCUUCCAGUACCUCCUUGUACAACCAAAAUGCGCCCUCGACACCCCAUAUCGAUUUCCGAGACUUCGUACGUGACGACGAGGAUAUAAUUAAUCAAGAUUUGGUUGCCUGGGUAACCACUGGCUUGAUGCAUGUACCUCAUUCCGAAGACAUCCCGACGACUGCAACCCCCGCGAAUGCGGCAGGAUUCUUUAUUCGGCCAUUCAACUACUAUGACGAAGACCCAUCUGUGGGCUCAAGCAAUGCGAUCGUGAUAAAACCCGCGAAUAGGGACUUCACUGCAAGUACGAUCCAUAGGUUUGGGACGCCUACGAAGCCAGUGUGUCUGCCGAAGGGAUACAAUAUGACAUUCGAUGGUCGCUAUGGUUACCUAGCAAUGGCGCGAGGGAACUAAUAUAGUUCUAAUAUAGUUUUAGAUAUCUUACCUAGGGGCAACGUGUUACUCGCUUUCGGUCAGGUUGUGUGAUCGCUAUAUGUUUAAGCCUGCGUUUGUGAACGUUCUAUAGGUGAUGGGAAGCCAGGUCGCUAUUGUUAGUAGUAUAGUAGGGACCGAAUUAGCCCUUUUUUGCGCAGGCAUACGUAAUGAGCCUUUGUUGACACAGGUUGUCCUUUGUUCUAGACCAUGUCUUUUGUUGACACAGAGGUCAACAAAACUAGAGCUCUACCGCUAGGGUGCGUGGAGAGAAAAAGGAUCUCUUACGGGUUAUUGUAUGGAAAUUUAAAUGAGGUCUACUAAAAGACAACGCACCAUUGUUUAGCGAGCACUUGUUUUUAUUCAACGUUAAUGAUAAAGUAAAAAUUACUAGGGUAACAAUGUUGAGAUCGUUUGAGUAUACAAAGAUUUUUAGCUAGCACAACUAGCACUGUAAUUUUAGUUAGAGCUUAGAUUACAUAACAUUAUUCUUUAAAACGGCUUUUUUCACGGUCAAGCAGUUCAACUACGAUUGUAAAAUGGUUUAUUCCAAGUUGGGACAUCUGCUUGCUGAGGAAUCGACUACUCUCUGAACAUC